This is a messenger RNA of Knipowitschia caucasica, 492 nucleotides long. NCBI's taxonomy places the organism in Eukaryota, Metazoa, Chordata, Actinopteri, Gobiiformes, Gobiidae. The record is from the annotation of a GenBank genome assembly.
AUGACGUUUACAAGAGAGCCCUGUAGUCAGAGCCCUGUGGUCAGAGCCCUGUGGUCAGAGCCCUGUGAUCAGAGCCCUGUGAUCAGAGCCCUGUGGUCAGAGCCCUGUGGUCAGAGCCCUGUGGUCAGAGCCCUGUGGUCAGAGCCCUGUGAUCAGAGCCCUGUGAGCCCUGUGAUCAGAGCCCUGUGGUCAGAGCCCUGUAGUCAGAGCCCUGUGGUCAGAGCCCUGUGGUCAGAGCCCUGUGGUCAGAGCCCUGUGAGCCCUGUAGUCAGAGCCCUGUGGUCAGAGCCCUGUGGUCAGAGCCCUGUGGUCAGAGCCCUGUGGUCAGAGCCCUGUGGUCAGAGCCCUGUGAUCAGAGCCCUGUGGUCAGAGCCCUGUAGUCAGAGCCCUGUGGUCAGAGCCCUGUGGUCAGAGCCUUGUGGUCAGAGCCCUGUGGUCAGAGCCCUGUGGUCAGAGCCCUGUGAUCAGAGCCCUGUGGUCAGAGCCCUGUAG